This is a messenger RNA of Scylla paramamosain (green mud crab), 1890 nucleotides long. RefSeq names its product ionotropic receptor 93a-like. Lineage: Eukaryota; Metazoa; Arthropoda; Malacostraca; Decapoda; Portunidae. The transcript is spliced from 10 exons. Gene Ontology annotation, cellular component: membrane. Gene Ontology annotation, molecular function: ligand-gated monoatomic ion channel activity. Bases 1 to 1890 code for a protein of 629 amino acids. The record is from RefSeq and is a predicted model, not a curated record.
AUGUGCAUUCAAGCAUUCCCUGCUGAUGUAGCCAUUACAGAUGGACAGCAAAGCAUGCCUGGUCCAGGUGUUGUUGAUGUGGGGCAACUAGACGGGAAUGUGGGCUUGGCUGCGGGCGCCAUACUUGAGGCCACAACUCCCAGUUCCUGCUGCCUCAUUCUCUUCACAGAGAACGACACAUCAAGCCUCACAGAUUCACAGAAAGUCCUGAAGGCGUGGCAAAGACAGCAGCCGGCGGCAGUGUUCCAAGUGGUCGUGGGCAACAAGGACACUAAUGUGACUCAAAGCUUCUCUCAGCUGAUCCCCCGGGCUCGCCAUGUGCGUCGGUUGUCGCGGUGCACUGUAGUUAUGGUGGUGAGUCACAACCCAAGCUUCCUUGGUGAUUUUGCUGAAUGGUCCCUGAGGGGCCGACUCCUGGUGUGGGCCAGUAGACUGAUGGUGGUGACUCGCCUCACCCUCCCUGAGAUCAGCACCCUUCUGUCAACUCACUUUACCUUCUCCAUGAUGAACGCGAUUUUUCUCAAUUCUCUCCGAGGUCGGUUUCAAGUGUUCAGCCAUCUACCGUACACCGCAAUGGGUCCCCGUGUAGUGCAGGCUGGCUAUUGGACGCCUACAGUUGGACUCACAGUCACUGAAGGCCACUCCAUCUUCCAAGAAAAGUUUUCGAAUUUUUACGGCGCACGGUUGAAUGUCACUGCCCUUCCCUACGGACCAUACUGGGAGGAGCGACACGAGUCCGACAAUGCCACGAAUUACUCUGGCACUGACUACCUCACCCUGGCAGCCAUUGCUACCUCCCUUAACUUCACUGUUCACGUGCUGCCCACCUCCUCCUGGACUGAGGUGAUGCGCUUUGUGGCAGAAAGAAAGGCUUUCUUCGCCCCAGUCAUCCACACAGUUUUGGCUCAGAGGCUUGAGAAGAUUGACUUCUCCGUCGUUUAUGAAAUGUCUCCAAUAGGCUUUAGCAUGGCGACGCCCACCCUUGAAGCACGAUGGCAAGCCCUGUACUACCCUCUUUCAAACAUCGUGUGGGCCGCCACCCUCCUUGCUCUUCUCCUCGUGCCAAUUUGUUUCUAUAUACUCAUGAAGAAAAUAGGCGAUACAUCUGAGGGCAGAAGUGGAAAGCUGGGUGUGGCCUCAGUGUUCCUGGACAUGAUGGGGAUGCUGCUGGGUCAAAGCCUUCUUCACCACAUGCCGAACACUUCUUCUAGCCGUAUUCUGGUUACUGCCUGGCUGGUGUUCGCCGUCAUCCUUGGGUCAGCCUACAGUGGCAACCUCACCGCUUCCCUCACCUUACCUAAGUAUCCUGCGCGCCCAGAGACACUCCCACAGCUCGUCGAUGCCGUUGACAGAAUAACGAUGCCGCCAUACGGUGAAGAGUUCAGAAACUACUUUGCCAAGUCAGGGUCGCCGGUAUUCCAGAAGCUGGCCCGUCUUAUUGACAUCGUGCCAUCGCUGCUCGAAGGCCAGCUGCAGGCUUCCAAACUCGACCAGGGGCACCUGGACAACCAACGGUACCAGCGGCUAAGCAUUGCAGAAACAUUCACGCAGCCAGACGGAAGAGAGCUGCUGUACAUCGGACGGGAGAGCAUCAUGCCAGGUGAAGCUGCCUGGCCUCUGCCUCAUGAUGCUCCUUACGCUUCCGUCAUUAACCGACUCCUCAUGGCCGUGAAUGAGGGUGGUCUCUAUGAGCACUGGGGGGAUGAGCUGCUCUUCAAAGUAAAACAGAAGAGCCGCACAAUGCAUAAGUUGUCUCAUCCAGACCAGGACCCAACGGUGGACAGCCCUCCAUCACUUACCAUUAUACAUAUGCAGGGAGCCUUCAUGGUUCUUAUACUUGGAUGUGGCUUGGCAGUCCUCGCGUUCACUGGAGAGGUUUUAUUAGUGUGA